Messenger RNA from Mercurialis annua (annual mercury), 2828 nucleotides. Its product is annotated as G-type lectin S-receptor-like serine/threonine-protein kinase CES101. NCBI's taxonomy places the organism in Eukaryota, Viridiplantae, Streptophyta, Magnoliopsida, Malpighiales, Euphorbiaceae. The transcript is spliced from 7 exons. Gene Ontology annotation, molecular function: protein serine/threonine kinase activity; ATP binding. The coding region runs from base 208 to 2571 and encodes 787 amino acids. The record is from RefSeq and is a predicted model, not a curated record. Gene Ontology annotation, biological process: protein phosphorylation.
UGAAUACUAAAAUGAAAUAUUGACAUGUGAAAGAUCAUAUUUUCAGAGACAGUCAAAAGGUCAAACAUAGUGCAUUUUCUUGGAACCUUGGCAUAUGGAUACUAUGCAAUAAAGCUUAGUGAAGAGAACCUGCCUGACUUAAUCAUACUAUUUCGAUGCGGGAUUUGAGUGCGGGGUUCCGACAAUAGCUUCUCAAGUUUCAGAACAAUGGUCUGCAAAAGAAUCCUCUGGCUUAUGAUCUUCUUCUUCUUGUCCAGCCUCUCCUACUCUUUAACUAACGACACUCUUAGCCAAGGCCAUAAGCUUAAUGCUGCAGAUCAUCUUGUUUCUGCAAACGGGCGCUUCACUUUAGGUUUCUUGGGUAGUUACUUGGUUUUGAACUACACAGCUACUAAUGAGAGCAUGCUUAUUAAUCACCCUCUCUGGUUAGCCAACAGAGAAGACCCUGUUCUUGAAAAUUCAGGAGUUCUUACACUUGAUAAUGGAACUGGAGCGUUGAAAGUUGCCCAGAAAGACGGGAAACAGAUUAAAACAUUAUACUCGGGAUCUGCAUCGUCCAAGCCAAACCACGUAAGGGCCAUCCUGCAAAAUAACGGAAAUUUUGUGUUGAAAGAAGUCAACUCCGGGGAGAUAUUGUGGCAAAGCUUUGAUGAUCCAACGGACACCCUUUUGCCCGGAAUGAAAUUGGGUGUGAAUAAAAGAACAGGAAAGAAAUGGCUACUUAGGUCAUGGCUAACUGAAUAUAAUCCAAUACCUGGGGGUUUUACCCUAGAAUGGGACCCUACUCAACGCCAGAUUAUUGUGAAGAGAGAAGGAGUUGAAUUUUGGACCAGUGGCGUAUCAUUGACACUUGAAAGCAGGUUCGAUAACUUGAGUAUUUUAGACUAUUUGCAUCGAAACUAUAAUUUCACUCAUAUAUCGAACGAGAAAGAGGAUUACAUCUUUUACACACUCUUUUCCCAUGAAUUGACGCCUGUAGACCGAAGGAUUUAUUCGAGGUGGUUUCUUGAUGACUUGGGGAACAUACUAGAAGAUGCAGGAAGAGUUUUCUAUUUAGAUUCUGAAGCCUGUGAUGGAAAUAGCACAGAGAUGGGGUGCAAGAAAUGGGAAUUUGGGCCUGAGUGCCGGAGAGAUGGGGAUAAGUUUGCCAUAUUAGCUGGUAGUUUUAUGUCUGAGCUGAAUGAAUAUAAGAAUCUCAGCUUCAUUGAUUGCCAGAACUUGUGUUGGAAUAAUUGUGACUGCAGUGGAUUCAGGUUCGACCAGGGUAGUAUCAGUUACACUAAUUGCCAACUGAAUGAUGGACCUUUUUAUAACCAGAAUUUAAAAGAAGGAGAACUAAACCACUACAUCAUCAUUCCUGGGCCGCCACAUAAAGUGGACAGGACAUGGGUAUGGAUCAUAACGAGUAUAGGGAUGGCUCUGAUUGCUGCUUUCAUGUUCACUUGGUUGUACUUGAGAUGGAGGAGACUGAAAUUAGAAGAGAAGUUUCUGAAAGAGCUGAUGACUGAUGAUAGAGCAAAGGACAUAGAUGAGCUUCAGAACAAUGGAAACAGAGGCUACAAUCUACAGAUCUAUGAUGCUGCAACAAUCUCUGCUGCUACUAACAGUUUCUCUUCGGGCAACAAACUUGGAGAAGGUGGUUUCGGACCUGUUUAUAAGGGGAGAUUAAGGGAAGGACAAGAAAUAGCAGUAAAGAGGCUGUCAAGUGAGUCAAGACAAGGGCUAGUGGAAUUCAAAAAUGAGCUCAUACUCAUUGCUAAACUGCAGCAUAUGAAUCUUGUAAGGCUUCUAGGUUUUUGCAUCCAAGGAAAAGACAAAAUGUUGGUUUAUGAGUAUUUGCCUAAUAAAAGCUUGGAUUUUUUCAUCUUUGGUGACCAAUCAAAGAGAGAGAUGUUGGACUGGAGCAAGCGAUUUAACAUAAUUGAUGGAAUAGCUCAAGGUCUGGUUUACCUCCAUAAGUAUUCAAGAUUGAGAAUUGUCCACAGAGAUCUUAAAGCAAGUAACAUCUUACUUGACCAAGAUAUGGUCCCCAAAAUAUCCGAUUUUGGUCUAGCGAGAUAUUUCAGGCAAAAUGAAUUUGAAGCAAAUACAAGCAUUCUUGUUGGAACCCGUGGCUACAUGUCUCCAGAAUAUCUCAUGGAAGGCAUUUUCUCUGUCAAAUCUGAUGUUUACAGUUUUGGAGUGUUAUUAUUAGAGAUCAUAAGCGGUAAGAAGAAUCAUAAUGUGUAUCAUCAUGACCGUCCGCUCAACCUUGUGGGUUAUGCAUGGGAACUAUGGAAAGACAACUCAGUACUGGAAAUAGUUGAACCAAGUUUAAGAAUUUCAGCUUCUGAAGAUCAAAUUCGGAGAUAUAUCAAUAUAGGGCUGCUAUGUGUGGAGCAGAGUCCGCUAGACAGGCCGAUCAUGUCAGAUGUUUUGUCCAUGUUAACCAGUGAGGUUCAACAAUUGCCGAUGCCGAAACAACCAGCAUUUUAUAUGGGAGAACACAUUGUUGCAGUCAACAAAAGUGAAAGAGACAUGAAAACUGAAUCAAUUAAUUACGUAUCAAUUUCUGAGAUGGAUGGAAGAUGAAUGACCUGACAGUUGAAUAUGUUGAAUUAAGCCUGUUUGGCUUGAUAAAAAUGUAAUCAAAUUUGAUAGUCAUGUGCUGUUAUUGCAGUAAUUUAGGUAUGGAUUGUGGAGAGAUCAAGAUUAGAGUUAGGGCUAGGGUUAGUUUAUGAUUUAUUAACAGUGUUACAGGGAGGGGCUUGAGUGGCUUAAUUUCUAAACAUUAGACGGAUAAAUGAGCUUGAAAUUCAAUAAGAGUCUUCUAGUUGUUCUUUGCUAUA